AUGUCUAUGAUCAACAGAAUUGCUACGAAAGCUGCUGCUCGUCCAGCUCUUAGUAUGGCUAUUCGUCCAGCUCCGUAUGUUUAA
Messenger RNA from Debaryomyces tyrocola, 84 nucleotides. Lineage: Eukaryota; Fungi; Ascomycota; Pichiomycetes; Serinales; Debaryomycetaceae. The record is from the annotation of a GenBank genome assembly.